This is a messenger RNA of Podarcis lilfordi (Lilford's wall lizard), 308 nucleotides long. The record is from the annotation of a GenBank genome assembly. Lineage: Eukaryota; Metazoa; Chordata; Lepidosauria; Squamata; Lacertidae.
CUACGCACAUAGCGAAUUAUCCUUGGAAGAAUCGGCUGCUGCUGCCGCUGCUGGCUGCCUGAGUUGUGACCCAUUUUCCCAAGCGCUCUCUCGCACGCACGCUCUCGCCGCCGCCGCCGCCGCUGCUUCCAAGCGGGCGCCGUCUUCAGCCCGCCGGGUGCUCGCAAGCCGAGAGAAGCGGCCACUUUCAGAACUACCUUUGGACAGCGACUUCCCUCUUUCCACCUCCCCGCACCUUUUUAUUCUUUUCCCCAAACCGCUCAUUGGCUGGCAAGGAAACACCCCACUUGCAUUCCUCAUAGGCUCAG